Spirometra erinaceieuropaei is the source of this 1440-nucleotide messenger RNA. Lineage: Eukaryota; Metazoa; Platyhelminthes; Cestoda; Diphyllobothriidea; Diphyllobothriidae. The record is from the annotation of a GenBank genome assembly.
AUGUUGAAGGAACUUGCUGGAGAACUAUCCAAACCGCUGUCCAUGCUCUUCCAAGCUUCGUUCGAAGCAGGCUAUUUGCCCUCCGAUUGGAAAUCAGCGCGGAUCACGCCAAUUUAUGAAGGCGGCAGCAAGGUCUUAGCAAACAACUACAGACCAAUCAGCCUUACUUCAAUUUGCUGCAAAAUUAUGGAGAAAAUAGUAAAGCGAGAAAUAAUGCACUUCCUAGAAGAGCAUAAUCUGCUAUGCGAUGCCCAGCACGGAUUUCGUAGAGGCAGAUCAUGCGUGACGAAUCUACUAUAUUGUUUAGAUCGCUGGACCCGGGCAGUCGAUGGCAGCAAUGCAGUGCACGCAGUCUACGUCGACUUUAAGAAAGCAUUCGACAGUGUACCCCAUCAGCGUCUCCUGUACAAAUUAAACCGAACAGGCCUGAGGGGUAAUCUCCUGAGGUGGAUACAAAGUUUCUUGAUCGAUCGCUCUCAAAUCGUCCACGUCGGUGACAGGCAGUCGGCGGAGGUAGCGGUUGAAAGCGGUGUUCCACAAGGCUCCGUUCUUGGCCCUACCCUAUUCAUUAUAUACGUCAACGACUGCGUCAGCGAACUGAAUUGUGAUGUCGCCAUGUUCGCUGAUGAUGUUAAACUUUGGAGCGUCAUCCGAACUGAAUUUGACGAAGAGCGCUUGCAGGCAGACCUGACCCGACUCGAGAAGUGGUCACAGGACUGGCUGUUGCCGUUUAAUGUGACAAAGUGUAAUGUCCUGCGAGUCGGCAGGACCCGAUCUCUGAACCGGAGGGUUUACCACCUAAACGGCGUACCAUUGCAGGAGGUAGACGCCCAGAAAGACUUGGGGGUGUGGGUAACGGCUUCUCUAAAACCGUCGCUUCACUGCUCCAAGGUAGCCAAGUCUGCGAUGUCAGUCCUUUAUCUUGUCAAGAGAGCUUUCUCUACCUUCGAUGAGGACUGCUUCGUUAAAGUCUUUCGGACUUUCGUACAGCCACAGCUAGAGUUCGCCAUUCAGGCGUGGAAACCGUGGACCUCUAAAGAUCUCAACAUCCUCGAAAAAGUUCAGAGGCGGGCAACCAAACUCGUAGGUGGACAGGGUUCACUACCCUAUGAAACCCGAUUGUCCAAUCUCGGCCUCUUUCCACUGAGUUACAGACAGCUAAGAGGCGACCUUAUACAAACAUACCGUAUACUGCGCGGCCAGGACUGCUGUCUCGUACCUGCUGAUUUCUUUGAGUUAGCGACCACAACGAACCUCCGAGGUCAUCCACUUAAACUACGCGUAACUGGCGCCAAGCUGGACACUCGGAAGUUCUUCUUUUCAAACAGAGUGAUCGAGGCCUGGAAUGCUCUGCCUGCAGGUGUCGUCAUGUCCACCUCCGUCGAGGCUUUUAAGCGCAACUUGGACCAGAUUGCCACCAAUCGUCACAAUGCCACCUGA